ACCACCUUUCUCUGUUCUCUCACGGCUUCUCGCAGCAAGCAGUUUUAACUCCUGUCGGAAAGCCACUGGGAAGUCCUUUGGUCAGCGCGCGCCAGCUUACCCACCAGAUUAGCGGGAGCUAUUUCCUCACCACCACCCCCUCUGAACUCUUUGAACAACUUCACUAAGACAUCUUUGUCCAUUUUGCCCCCCCCCCCACAGCAUUUGGGCUGUCUCGGGUAACGGGCGCCCCUCGGGUGCAAGAUUCCACUCUCAACAUACUUUCAAAAUCGGGGACGCACGCUGUACGCGAUGCUGAAGAAGAAGUCCUUGCACCCCCCUCUACUCUUUUGGAAUACUUCUCCUACUUCGACCCCCGAGCUCUCCCCAACAUCCUCGUCAUCGGAUAGCGAGUCGGACGAGGACAUGGACCAUUCCGGUUCACGUCCGCUAAGUCUGACUGUCUCUCCGGGCGCAUUCUGUCCUAUGCGACCGACCCUAGAUGAGGUACUCGCCAACACAGCACCAGCACCCUACACUCUCGGCGCUUUUAUGGCCUACCUCUCUCAGAAUCACUGCCUUGAGACGCUGGAGUUCACUCUGGAAGCAAAACGUUAUCGGGAAACUUACGAGGCGCUCAGCCGUCCUUUCGGCCAGUUCCCCGUACUUGGCGACUUUCCAGAGAGCCAGCAUCUCCACAUGCUUUGGCAGCGACUCCUAUCGGCGUACAUUCUCCCUGGGUCCCCGCGUGAGAUCAAUGUUUCAAGCGAGGUCCGGGAUGACAUCCUGCGACAUGCCAACUCGACCAUGCCCCCACCCCCUCAGAUGCUCGAUGCGGCAGUCAAGCUUGUGCAUGAUUUGAUGGAAGAGUCGAUAUUCUUGCCCUUUCUUAAUGCCCACUCCGCCUCCGCUCACGUCUUGCCUCUUCCGGAGUCGUUGUUCCCGCACGAAGACGGUGUUACCAUCGUUUCCAACUCUAGUCUCGAUGACCAUGCGGUGAAGCGGGUUCGAUCUAAAGGAGGACGGCUAUCCCCACGGACAUCGAGAGAGCUGGGGUCUCCCGUUUCUUCGAGCCCACCUUCGAGCCACCUUUCCCGUUCGAACUUCUCCCUCAGCGCUGUAACAUCUUUGGGGAAAUCGAACCAUCGAACGUCUGGCCAAAUGUCGAGCACCAGUUGUGACUCUGGAUCGGCUGCCCUGACCGACGAUUCUGGUAGUCUGCAAUCCACAGGAAGUGUAGGCGAACCAAUGACGCCUCCAACGACCCCUCCUUCCAGCGAACCUCAAGGAAUGCACAUGGCUCACAGUCCUAAGGCUCGAAUCGACAACCCCUGGAAGAAAAUGGGCAUGAAGCUGGGAUUCAAGAAGCGAUCGGGCAACACGAGUCAACACAUGAAGUACCACGGAAUGGACGAAUGACAUUCUCCUGCCGACCACAUUGGGGUUUACUUUCCUCGUGAACCCUCUCGACUCUUUUCAUCAAAUUAUAGACGUUACGACCGG
Messenger RNA from Aspergillus ochraceoroseus IBT 24754, 1482 nucleotides. Its product is annotated as regulator of G-protein signaling domain-containing protein. The transcript has a single exon. Bases 292 to 1398 code for a protein of 368 amino acids. The record is from RefSeq and is a predicted model, not a curated record. Lineage: Eukaryota; Fungi; Ascomycota; Eurotiomycetes; Eurotiales; Aspergillaceae.